Anopheles maculipalpis is the source of this 1992-nucleotide messenger RNA. RefSeq names its product suppressor APC domain-containing protein 2. The transcript is spliced from 2 exons. Lineage: Eukaryota; Metazoa; Arthropoda; Insecta; Diptera; Culicidae. The coding region runs from base 1 to 1992 and encodes 663 amino acids. The record is from RefSeq and is a predicted model, not a curated record.
AUGGACCCACUGUCCAACCGCAACCGAAAGAACAUACUAUCCCUGAGCGCACAACGGCCAAUUCCUACGUCGGCCACAGCACCGAUGUCAGCAACCGGUAUGGCGACGCAUCUGCACAAUCAUCGUCAGCAUCAACAGCAGCAGCAGCAACAACAGUAUCAUCGACAACAGUCAUCCACCGGACAGCCUCUUGCUCCAGUGCUUCCAACGGCAAGUUCCAGUCCACUGGUGCACCCUUCUUCAGCCGGUCAGGAUAAUCGUCCAUAUCUUCAACAUCAUCAUCAUCAUCACCACCAACUGCAUCAUCAACAGCAGCAGCAACCGAAUGGCGACGGAUUGCCGAAAGCGUUCGUAGCCGCCAUGCGCACACUGUUCGACAUCAUGGACGAUAGCAAAACAGGUUUCGUCCGCUUGGCCGACAUCGAGGAACGCUGGCAGGACGACGGUUCCAAGGGAUUGCCGCGCGGAGUCAUCGACAGUCUGCGCAAGGUAACACCCCCCAACGGGCUUCUCUCAUUCGAGCGCUUCUGCAGCGGUCUCAAGAUCUGUUUGUUGCGCAACCAGUCGAAUCCACUGUCUGCGUCACCCGUCGCACACGGUAUCUCACAUUCGACAUCCUCCUCCCCUUUGGCACGCGAUGAUCCGGGUCUGAAAGUGUCGAUGUCAAAACUAUCCCUCUCGCGACCUCCAUCAGCUCCACUGCUCGAUCUCGACACGGGUGUUUCUGGAACGAAUAAAUUGCCUGCCUUAGCACCAGCUUGGAGCACCGCUGGACCAACCAAUACGGCCACCGUACGACCAAACAAUGCGAUGCCAGCACAAAAAACGCUCAGCAUGCCACAGCUCCUAAGCCCUGACGGUGAUCUUGAUCUUGAGCCACCACCGAUCAUACUACCCGGUGCGUUUGGUCCUCCGAAACCGCCCCGUGUAUCUUUAAACCUGGACCGAAACUCCCAACACCAUCAGCACCAUUCCCAGCCGCAGCAGCAGCAUCAACAUCAUCACCCGAUUGGAAUUAGUUCCAGCAUCGAUAAGGCAGAAAUUCGGAACGCGCUCCAAAACUGGCAAAUGUCUCUGCUAAUGGGAGAAGCGGGCGGCGAUAAAGGAGACCCAACCAAAGGCACACUACGGUCACUAGCGCGUGGCUCCGCCGAUGGACAAACGGAUCUCUCCACUUCCUCCCCUUCCCUACAAUCCAUCAAUCAGCUGGACGGAGCCCGGUUAAGCUCCGGUGGACUGUACCAGAAAAAAUCUCCCGGUGCAGCCGGGCGACGCCGUGAGCCUAGGCGGCAUACGCUUCAAAACGGCGUUGACUACAACAUGCUCAAACGCUUGAAACAGAUCGAACAGGAAAAGGACAUCCUACUGCAGGGAUUGACAGCGGUCGAACGGGCUCGCGAAUGGUACCACAAGCAGCUGGCCACCGUGCAGGAAAAGAUGCGAUACCUUGGCCGUCCCGGAUCACACAUGGAAACGUGGACCGAAACACAACAGGAACGCUUAGACCUCCAGCGUGCGCGUGUUCUCGAGGUGAACCGUCAUCUUAUGAUGCUGGCCGAAAGCUGGGAACGGGGCGGUUUCCCAAUGCACAUGAACCUUGCCCUACGUCCUCUUCCCCCAGGCACUUUCUUGGGUGCUCCAUCUCACUAUCAGCAGCGUGCUCUUCAUCAGCAACGUCCAUCGCAACCACAACCGACAGCCUCCAUCCCUCCGGCUGUCCCUCCACCACCAGCCGCGUCCUCUGCGGGCAGUUACCAGUCGGUACCUUCGCAAGCUCAUCAUCUGCAGCAGCAGCAUCAGCAACAGCCACCGGAAAUGGUUAAUCAUCUGAAGCAACAAAAUCAUCAGCUUUGCGAAGAGAUAAAUCAGAAGAACGAAAAGCUGUCACUACUCGAGAGGGAAAAGGCCGCACUGAUACGGGAACUGUUGCAGCUACAGCGUACGAACCGUGCCAGCAGUAUGAUAUCAAAUACAGAAGAGAUGGUAUUCUAA